Molecule: messenger RNA, 977 nt
Organism: Calidris pugnax (ruff)
Lineage: Eukaryota; Metazoa; Chordata; Aves; Charadriiformes; Scolopacidae
Gene: MRPL2
Product: mitochondrial ribosomal protein L2
Exons: 6
Coding region: 38-928 (296 amino acids)
Biological process (GO): cytoplasmic translation
Cellular component (GO): ribosome
Molecular function (GO): RNA binding; structural constituent of ribosome
Source: RefSeq, a predicted model, not a curated record
CCGCCCCUUCCGCCCCGGCGCAGGCGCGGUGGCAGCCAUGGCGGCGGCCAUGGCGACGGGGCUGUGCCGGGCCUUCGGGGCCCUCCUGCUGUCCUCCGCGCCCCGCCGCCCCCAACCGCCGCCCGGUCCCCCGGGAGGGUGGCUGGCGGCCGCCUGCCGAGGCUUGGGCGGCUCGGCGCCGCGCUGCACCACCGACCCCAUGUGGAAGUGCCGGGUCAAGUACACGGUGCGGCCCGUGGGCAUGAAGAAGACGGGAGGCCGCGACCACACAGGGCGCAUCCGCGUGCGGGGGAUCGGAGGGGGACACAAGAGGCGGUACCGGAUGAUCGACUUCCAGCGGCUGCGCUACGAGGAGGGGGCCCCGCCGGAGGCCUUCACCGAGAAGGUCAUCAAUGUCCGCUACGACCCUUGCAGGUCGGCUGACAUCGCCCUGGUGGCCGGCGGCAACCGGAAGCGCUGGAUCAUUGCCACGGAGAACAUGCAGCCGGGAGACCUCAUCAAAAACUCCCCUCACAUUGGCAGGAUGGCAGUGUCAGCCAACGAAGGGGACGCCUACCCGCUGGGGGCUCUGCCGGUGGGCACGCUGAUCUGCAACCUGGAGAGCCACCCUGGGAAGGGAGCGCAGUACAUCCGGGCAGCCGGGACUUGCGGCGUGCUGCUGAGGAAGGUGAACGGGACGGCCAUCGUGCAGCUGCCCUCCAAGAGGCACAUGCAGGUGCUGGAGACCUGCGUGGCCACGGUGGGCCGCGUGUCCAACGUCGACCACAACAAGCGGGUGAUCGGGAAGGCGGGCCGGAACCGCUGGCUGGGCAAGAGGCCGCACACCGGCUUGUGGCACCGCAAGGGUGGCUGGGCCGGGCGUAAGAUCCGGCCUCUGCCCCCCAUGAAGAGCUACGUCAACCUGCCGCGGGUCACGGUGCAGGAGUGACGCCGGGGGGGGUGGCCCCCCAAUAAAAGCCUUCUCCCUGCGCCACCGC